Quercus lobata is the source of this 2909-nucleotide messenger RNA. RefSeq lists its product as uncharacterized. The coding region runs from base 171 to 1796 and encodes 541 amino acids. NCBI's taxonomy places the organism in Eukaryota, Viridiplantae, Streptophyta, Magnoliopsida, Fagales, Fagaceae. The record is from RefSeq and is a predicted model, not a curated record. The transcript has 2 exons.
GUCCUUCAAUAGCCUCUCUCACAUUCAGACUUCUCCCUCUCUCGCUAUAUCUGUCACAUACGCGGAUUCCCUCACGCCUUAAAAAGCCUGUAUAAAAGGAAGAUAAAAAAAACUCCCAAUCAGUAGACUUCCACACAAAUACUUCACAGGAAGGACUGUGAUCAAGAGAUAUGGAGAAGAUGAUUAACCACUUCAGCCAUAGACAUCCAUUAAUGCUUCGUAGUAGCUUUCAGCCACCGGCUCCUAGUCGCGUUAGCCUUUUAUCAUUGCUUCGUCCUAAGCCAGAUAAGCACUGCUCUGCAUGCCAGAAAUGCUAUGAAGGUCCUGCCUAUUGUUGUGACGAUUGUAGUUAUUAUCUUCAUGAAUCUUGCGCUGGGUUGCCAUUUGAGAUCCAACACUUCUACCAUUCAUCUCACUCUCUCACCCUGCACGGUAUUGAAUAUGAUACGGCUGUUAACUGCGAUAUGUGUCAAGAAAGUUGGAUGGGCUUCACCUACCGUUGCAACCACUGUGAUUUCAAAAUGGAUAUUCAAUGCGCGAAGCUGCAGCCAGUGAUUCAACUAUCCAUUCAUCCAGACCACCCUCUCACGCUACAGGUUGGUGAUACUGAAAUCAAAUCAAAUUUCUUUUGCGAUUUCUGUAACAACAGAUGUGACAGCAACUGGACCUUCUGUUGUAAGGAUUGUAAUUUCAAGAUUGAUUUUGACUGUGCUCGAAUGCUUCUUAACUACUCCAAGCAAGUUCAACAUUUCAGCCACGAGCAUUGGUUGACAUUGGCAAUUGUUUACCGAAAUAGUGAUGUCUAUAGUCCUGUUUGUUGCUUUUUAUGCGAUAAACCUUGCAAUGGGCCUACCUAUGUUUGCUUCCUGUGCAAGUUCAACCUGCAUAAGUUCUGUCUGGAGUCAUUGCAAACAAUCAUUCAAAAUCCCUUCCAUAAGCAUCCAUUGAUAAAAUUUGAGAAAAAAGUUGACGAUUCUACUAGUUGCUCUGCUUGUGGUGAACCUUGCUUGGACACAACCUUUGCUUGCUUGAAAUGCAAGUACUUGUUCCAUGAAUUAUGUAUUCAAUUACCCCAAGAGAUUCAGCAUUUCUUCCAUCCAUGCCCUCUAAUUCUGCGGCAGGAGACUACUGAGUUUACAUGCAAAGGCUGUGAGAAAAGUCGCUCCCAGUUUGCAUUCCACUGUAAUAGAUGUCAUUUCUACCUUGAUGUUCAAUGUGCUCUAAUGUUCACUGAAAAUUUUGAAGGCCAAAAGUGCAUUAAAAAUUCCAGCCACAGGCAUCCCUUGAUCCUCUGUAACAAGGAGAGGAAUGGUCAUGUAAACUGUAAUGGAUGCCUUCAAGUCAUCUUUGGUGAAAUAUACGGUUGCGUCCAAUGUAAUUUCUAUCUUCACAGAUCAUGUGCUGCAGCCCCACAACAGAUCAAACAUCCUUUUCAUCCAAAUCAUACUCUCACUCUGCGUUAUGGUGAAAAUUUGUGGUGUAAGGUCUCGAUUUUAAAAUCCUUGGAUGAGAGGGGAAAAGUGAAAUAUUUGAGGCACAAGCAUCUCUCAAAGAGCUAUCACCCAGAGGCUGAAGUUUGCUGUGGUGUAUGUGAGAAAAGCAUUUCUGGUCCAUCCUAUAAUUGCAUUAGCUGCAAAUUCUUCAUCCAUCAAGACUGUCUUGAACCUGUAGAAAAGGUGCAACAUCCUUUUCACCUGCAUGAUCAUGUUCUUACUCUUCCUAAAGUAAAAUUUAGAUGUGAUGCUUGUUAUGUCAAGACUCACAAUCGUCUCCCUUUUUUUUUUUUAUGGAUGUGAUGUGAGGGAUUGCAACUUUAAGUUGGAUAUUCAAUGCUCUUCACUAAACCCCUCAAUUAAUUAUAAAGGUCACAGGCACCAAGUUACAUUCUUCAAGAAAGUGUAUGAUGACCCUGAGUGUGAAGUUUGCAAAUUUCGCUACAAUGAUCCCCCCUCCUAUUUACGCUGUGUGGAGUGUGAUGACUUCAAUGUCCAUCUCCUGUGUGCUGCACUGCCCAGUACCAUUAAUCAUAAAUGUCAUAUAGAUCUGCUUUACCUCGAAGAUUAUUUUGCAGAUGACGAUUCCAGUGAUGACGAUUUGGGUGAAUACUAUUGUGAUGCUUGUGAGGAAAGUAGAGACAAGCGGGAAUGUGUUUAUCGAUGUGCAGAAUGUAGCAACUAUGUCGCACAUAUCAAUUGCGUGCUUGAUGAGGUAUGCCUAAAUUCAGAGUCUUAUAAUGUAAUAACUGAAGUCCAAUACGUUGUUCUUGUUGGGUGCCUUACCGUGUGGGUCCAGCCCACUUGCUUGCCAUGCCUUGUCAAAGCUCAUUUAUGAGCUUGGUUCCAAGAGUCUUCAAAUUUAGCUUUCCAUUUAUUGAGAAGUGACCAAAACAUGGAGAGGUCUAACUUCUCUUAAUGAGAAGUGUUCCAAAGUCAGCAUGCCAAUUUAUCCUGGGCAAUGACUUAGGCGUGUGAGACACGCUGAAACUGAAAAAAGAAGAAAAGAAGGAAAACAAAGGUCAUUCGGCCUUGUGAGAAAAGCUGGAAUAGAGAGCCUUUCUUGGCCAUUGUAUGUGAGUUCCAAAGAGAGCAAAACACAAAAAGAGAGAGCUUCAGCUGGAGGUGCAGUCCGAGAAAUAGAGAGAAACACAGUGAGAGUGUGAGAGAGUGAAAAAGAAAAAGGAGACAUUUUUCUUUGCUCAAGUUAUACACAAGGAAGAUAAAUUGGUGGAGUUCUCAUGGAGUUUUUGAGUGCUACAACCAUGGAGAGUUGGAGUAUUCAGAGGAAGAUUUUGCUACUGGUUUUGUGGUGAGAUUGUAUUUACUCCUUGAGAUUAAUUUGUUGUAUAUCCAAUUUAUUGUGAACACAAGUUUAGCAUAAACUUGAUAGUUGUAAUCUCUAUUUAUAGUGGA